Messenger RNA from Dendronephthya gigantea, 1003 nucleotides. RefSeq names its product protein max-like. Gene Ontology annotation, cellular component: RNA polymerase II transcription regulator complex. Bases 1 to 666 code for a protein of 221 amino acids. The transcript is spliced from 8 exons. NCBI's taxonomy places the organism in Eukaryota, Metazoa, Cnidaria, Anthozoa, Malacalcyonacea, Nephtheidae. Gene Ontology annotation, biological process: positive regulation of transcription by RNA polymerase II. The record is from RefSeq and is a predicted model, not a curated record. Gene Ontology annotation, molecular function: DNA-binding transcription factor activity; protein dimerization activity.
AUGGGGGCAAGAAAGGACACAGUGCGUGUACGUCGCAAGCACGUGCUCGAAAACACAACACGAGGUUUUGGGAAGUUAACGUUUGUUUACGCGAAACAUUUCGAAGUCAUGUCUGACGAGGAAAAUAUAGACGUUGAAUCGGACGAGGAAGCGACAGAAGACCAACAACCGACCCAAUUUUUAACACAGGCAGACAAACGAGCACACCACAAUGCGUUGGAAAGAAAGAGACGAGAUCAUAUAAAAGACAGCUUUUGUCAUCUUCGAGAUUCUGUUCCUUCCCUUCACGGGGAAAAGGCAUCAAGAGCGCAAAUUCUGAACAAGGCAACAGACUACAUCAAUUACAUGAGAAGAAAAAACCACUCUCAUCAGACAGACAUUGAAGAUCUCAAGCAACAAAAUGUCAUGCUUGACCAACAAAUCCAUAACAUGGAAAAACAAACAAACAGCGGCCUUUUCAAUACAGACACAGCUACGGCAUUGAUUUCGACAACAGACACCUUGUUGAGUACAUCUCCACUCCCCAGUGAUUCCCUACUUGAACAGGAACACGAUUCCAACACACUCGUAGACCCUUUUGUAAAUAUUGAUGGCGUUGAUGGUCCCCAAAAUGCAGGAGAAUACACAACACCAAGGAAUGUUAUGGAUGACAGCUACAGGAUAUGAUUACUAUUUAUUUUUUCUUGGAAAUUGCACCAAUGUAAUAUAAGAUGUCAUUUUACAUCGCUAGGAAAUCUGUAAAUAAAAACGCACAUCUGGGUAAAAAUAAAUAAUGUGUAUGUUUGUACAAUCGACUUUCGUAACUACAUUAUAGCCAUUCUUUCUAGACAUGCUUAAACUUUAAGUUUCCAAAUUCUGAGGAUUCUAAAUUCUGAGGAUUCUAAAUUUGUGUAAAUAUAGUGUUUUGUUUUAUAUGCAAAACAAUGUCUCGCACCACACACCUGCACAGAUAACUAAGAUGAAUCACCAAACUGAAUAAAUAUUUUAAAACCUACUUAUUAAU